GCACGCGCACAGCUGGAGGCGCGCGGCUGGAUUCGGGGAAACGCGCACGCACACAGCUGGAGGCUCGCGACUGGAUUCGGGGGAAACGCGCGCUCGCGGAACCCCGCAGCGCCCCUCGCGUCGGGUGACCCCCGGCUGCAAGCGGAGCGUCGGCGGCCCCGCAGCAGCCUCUGCCCUCCAGUGUCAAGAAAGUCUACUCCUGUCAAUCACUGAAGCCGUAGGAAAAAAAUUAAAACUGUCAUGUUGAGGUAUUGCCACAUCUGCAAGCUUCCUGGCCGAGUGCUGGGCACCCGCAUGCUCCGCUGCUCCCUGGUCGCUGUCCUCACAUUGCUCCUGGUGGCUGGGGCUCUGACCACUUUCCUUCCCACCAACAAGGAGGACAGGGUGCUCCCGUGGCGGCGGGAAGUGAAGCCCCAGGGCCAGGCUGCCCUGGCUGCGUUCACUCUCAUCAUGCAGACAUACAACAGGUCGGAUCUGCUAUUGCGGCUGCUGAAUCACUACCAGGCGGUGCCACAGCUGCACAAAGUCAUCGUGGUGUGGAACAACGUUGGGGAGAAGCCACCCGAGGACUUGUGGAACUCUCUGGGGCCACACCCUGUCCCCGUGGUCUUCAAACCCCAGACUACCAACAGGAUGAGAAAUCGGCUCCAGGCCUUCCCUGAGCUGGAGACCCACGCAGUGUUGAUGGUCGAUGACGACAUGCUCAUUAGUGCCCAAGACCUUGUUUUUGCCUUCUCCGUUUGGCAGCAAUUUCCUGAUCAGAUUGUAGGAUUUGUCCCCAGAAAGCAUGUUUCCACCCCAUCGGGCGUCUACAGCUACGGAGGCUUCGAGCUGCAGGCACCGGGGCCGGGGGCCGGUGACCAGUACUCCAUGGUGCUGAUCGGAGCCUCCUUCCUCAGUGGCAAGUACCUCGACCUCUUCCAGAGGCAGCCCGCAGCUGUCCACGCCCUGGUGGACGACACGCAGAACUGCGACGACAUCGCCAUGAACUUUCUCGUUGCCAAGCACACCGGGAAGACUUCAGGGGUGUUUGUGAAACCUGUAAACAUGGGCAACUUGGAAAAGGAGACCAAUGGAGGCCACUCAGGAAUGUGGCACCGAGCGGAGCACUUCCUGCAGAGGUCUUACUGCGUCAACAAGCUGGUUAAUAUCCAUGGUGGCAUGCCCCUCAGGUACUCCAACAUCAUGGUCUCUCAGUUCGGCUUUCCCUACGCCAACCACAAGAGCAAGAUGUGAAAGCAAACAAACAGACCUCAGCGGCUUAGUGUCUGAGUAGUUUCUCCACACUGUGGUUGCUUGUUUUGUUUUUUAAGCAAUAUCAUGAACUUUUAUCCACUCCAGAAGUCUCUCCAAAGGGAAAGAUGUAUAGAGCUGCUAGGGAGUGAAACCCCACAUGAACUUCAAAACCCAAGGGGCUGGGAAGUCUUGUGCAGAAUCUUCGUCCACACGCAUAACUCCUAGGUCAGCGACUUGAUCAUGUAUAUCCUGAGACAGCCCUUCUGUUUCUUUGAUGCCUGGCAUUUGCCUUAAGGACCCAUUCCAAGCUGUUCCUAGGACCAGAAACUCCAGAGAAGCGUUUCUCAGAAUUUGCAUUAAAGGACUGUCGCUUGCAUUUGAAGCCUGAGAUGCCUCUUUAGCAAAAGCCAGUGGUGUAGGGAAAAGCCAUGAGGAGAGACUCGUCUCACUCCCGCAUCAAACCAGUGGAACAGUCUUAACUCAGUGCUUUACCUUCCCCUGUGGUCCUCCCAGCAGCCUCUCCAGCACUGACUCAGCCCCAUUCAGCUUUGGGGCAGCCAUCGUGCUCUUUCUGUCGAAUCUGUGUGACCUCGAGGGUUAUGUAGUAGCUGAGGGAUGUCUUGUGUUCUGCUCAGUUUUCGUGAAUGUUUACUGCAUGGAUCAUGGGAGAGUGCAGUCAGUGUUUUUAUAUGCAGCUAACAGGCAGCAAGGAGUCGAUGUUCUACCCGGUUCAGGUAGUGCGUUUGUGUCACUGAACCUGACCUUGAGAUUGUAGAUGGAUUCUUGUAUUUUACUAAAGUGUGUGUUGUUCCAGAAAUGUGUAUGAAGUGACUCUCCUGGAAGAAUGUCGAGUAGAAACUGGCAGAAGUCAAAACUCUUAGUAUCAAAAGAUCUUUACUGUUGGGGCUUAGGGUAGCGCAUGGAUACUAAAGGGUCAUGUGUGUUACACACAAACUGAGCCUCUUGCCUUCAAACUUUUUUUCCCCAAAAAAGAUGUAAGACACUAUUUGGCAUUACGAAAUUUUGAUUAUACAGGUACAGGAAAAAAUAAAGGAUUUGAGCCGUGGCAGAGGAAUUCUAUGGGGAGUCUGCCCAGGCUGGUGUUACGUUGCCCUCUCUCUAUUGUAUGAACUAGUCCUGUGUCCACAGCGCCUGGUCCUUGUGCACUGCUGGCAGCGAGGAACACACGUCAGCCUCUGCCUUCCCCCUUCUCCCUCCCCCCCUUCCUCUUCCCAUAAAGCCAUUAUAGUCCCACAAUCCAAAGCUGUGAAAAUAUAACAGUCCUGGUUCGUGUUCCAACAAUGAGCUCUUUGUGUAGUUAGUUUGGUACACAUUGCUCUUUUGCAUUGAUUGUGUGUGUGUGUGUGUGUGUGUGUGUGUGUGUGUGUCUUAAUGCAAUCAGGUAAAGCCAAUGAAACAUGGAACCUCACAAGAAUCUGUAAUGUUAAUUAUCUGCUUUGUCCAAACUCGGUAGUGAUUUUUUUUGCCUCUUGGGAUUGCACUGUCAAAUAAAUAAAAUGAACUUUCACCA
Messenger RNA from Miniopterus natalensis, 2767 nucleotides. RefSeq names its product exostosin like glycosyltransferase 2 (gene EXTL2). The record is from RefSeq and is a predicted model, not a curated record. Gene Ontology annotation, cellular component: membrane. Gene Ontology annotation, molecular function: glycosyltransferase activity. Lineage: Eukaryota; Metazoa; Chordata; Mammalia; Chiroptera; Miniopteridae.